Molecule: messenger RNA, 3881 nt
Organism: Mesocricetus auratus (golden hamster)
Lineage: Eukaryota; Metazoa; Chordata; Mammalia; Rodentia; Cricetidae
Gene: Ap4m1
Product: adaptor related protein complex 4 subunit mu 1
Exons: 15
Coding region: 149-1510 (453 amino acids)
Biological process (GO): Golgi to lysosome transport; protein targeting
Cellular component (GO): cytoplasmic vesicle; trans-Golgi network; clathrin adaptor complex
Source: RefSeq, a predicted model, not a curated record
CCCGCGGUUCGGAAUUAGUGCGCGGCCGCGUGGGUGUGGGAGGGGCUGUUUCUUAAAGCGCCCGCCUCCGCGCGUCCUUUUGUUCCGCGACCGCAGGGCGGGGUGGGUUCCACUUUCAGCGGCGUCUCGUCUGCCCUCCUGAACAGCCAUGAUUUCCCAGUUCUUCAUUCUGUCCUCCAAGGGGGACCCGCUCAUUUACAAAGACUUUCGCGGGGACAGUGGCGGUCGUGAUGUGGCCGAGCUCUUUUACCGGAAGCUGACGGGACUGCCUGGAGGCGAGUCCCCGGUUGUCAUGUAUCACGAAGACCGUCAUUUCAUUCACAUCAGACACAGUAGUCUCUAUUUGGUAGCCACAACCACCGAAAACGUCUCUCCUUUCAGCCUCCUCGAGCUGCUUUCCCGGUUAGCCACUCUUUUGGGAGACUACUGUGGCUCCCUCAGUGAGGGGACCAUCUCACGGAACGUGGCUCUUGUCUACGAACUGCUGGAUGAAGUACUGGAUUAUGGCUAUGUGCAGACUACCUCCACAGAAAUGCUGAGGAACUUCAUCCAAACCGAAGCUGUGGUCAGCAAGCCCUUCAGCCUCUUUGACCUCAGCAGUGUUGGAUUGUUUGGGGCAGAGACACAGCAGAACAGAGUGGCCCCAAGCAGUGCUGCCAGUCGCCCGGUCUUGUCCAGUCGCUCUGACCAGAGCCAAAAGAAUGAAGUGUUUUUAGAUGUGGUCGAGAGGCUGUCUGUACUGAUUGCAGCUAAUGGCUCCUUGUUGAAGGUGGAUGUCCAAGGAGAGAUACGGCUCAAGAGCUUCCUUCCUGGAGGUUCUGAGAUGUACAUCGGCUUGACAGAAGAAUUCUGUGUGGGAAAGUCAGAACUGAGAGGUUAUGGGCCAGGAAUUCGAGUUGAUGAGGUGUCAUUCCAUAGCUCCGUCAAUCUAGAUGAGUUUGAGUCUCACCGGAUCCUCCGCCUGCAGCCACCUCAGGGCGAGCUGACUGUGAUGCGUUACCAGCUCUCUGAUGACCUCCCCUCACCACUCCCCUUCCGGCUGUUUCCUUCUGUUCAGUGGGACCGAGGCUCAGGCCGGCUCCAGAUUUACCUGAAGUUACGGUGUGACCUGCCCCCUAAGAGCCAAGCUCUCAACAUUCAUGUGCACCUUCCCCUGCCUCGAGGGGUAGUCAGCCUGUCUCAGGAAUUGAGCAGCCCAGAUCAGAAGGCAGAGCUGGGAGAAGGAGCCCUGCACUGGGACCUGCCCCGGGUACAAGGAGGCUCUCAACUCUCAGGCCUCUUCCAGAUGGAUGUCCCUGGCUCACAGGGGCCUCCCAGCCAUGGGCCCUCCCCCUCAGCAUCCCCCUUGGGGCUGGGUCCUGCCAGCCUCUCCUUUGAACUCCCUCGGCACACAUGCUCUGGCCUCCAAGUUAGAUUCCUAAGGCUGUCCUUUAGUGCCUGCGGUAGUGCCAACCCUCACAAGUGGGUGCGACAUCUGAGCCACAGCAACGCCUAUGUAAUUCGGAUUUGAAGCUCCCCAGAUGAGGGUAUGGACAGCAAAGUCAGCAGAGGCAGCUGAACAGAAAGAGGACAUUUUCUUUCUUGUGUCUUUGGAUCUGGACAGGAAGUCUCAAAACCAGGAAGGUUUUAUAGACUCACCUUCCUGUUGUAUGUGACAUGGGAGGCUCACAAGCUUACAAAGGCAACUUUUAUUCUGAGGAACUUACUGUACAGUAUCUAAGAGAAAGUCACUGGGGAAAACAGCCCCCUCCCACCUCCCUCACGCGUUCUUUGUGCGUGUAGGACUCUGCGGAAGAGAUCAGCGAUGUGGUGUGAUCACAGAGCAGGUUGAGGGGAGCCAGGUCCGGUAGGCUGGGAGCCAUUAGCCUUUGGAGUCCCUGGAGCUGGAGGGGGGCUGUCUCCAGCCUCCUGCUUCCCCCCACAGAGGGCACUGCCCCCAAGUGGGGAUGGUGAAGAAGAUGGAGGGACUGGAGAAGGAUGAGAAGGGGGGCCUCCUUUGCCUUCCGCUGUUGGGGGAAGGGAGACCACGAUGUAUUUCUGAACACUGCCGGGACCAGCAGGGGCCGUGCUUGGGGGUGCAGUAGUGGCAGUGGAGACCAGCUUGACGAUGGGCUGCACGCUGGGAACUGUGGUGGUGACGGGGGAGGUAGUAGUAGAGCCUGAGCCAGGAGCUGAGGUGCUGAGGGAGAGGACCUGGGGGGAAAGACAGGCAGCGUGACUGGUGACCGUAUGGUGUCUACCUCACACCUGGAAGGCCUGGGCUCAUGUUGCCCUUGCUCCCCUCGGUUCCCACCUUCCCUGACAGUCCCCACUGAACGCUCCAGGAGACCGGCUAGCUUGAGGUGCUAAGAUCCUGACGAGUGGCCCUUCUACCUUCUGGGUUUGGGCCCGGAGGGCUUAGGCCUCUGCUUGGGAGGCUUCCCACGUGCUCCUCACAUCCUCACAGUGGCCCCACAUACCUGCUGGGUUGAUGAGGCACUGGAAGAUGAGGACAUUACGAUAAACUUGGUUGGAGGAGGAGAAGGCUGAGGAGGGGCAGCAGCUCUCGCAGACACCAGUGUCUGGACAGGCAAGGCAAUGGAGCCCGGGACCUUCAAUAAGCCAGGCGUACGAGGGCCUGGCUGAGGAGCCUGUGAGAGGGUCAGCGUGGGCCGAGGCUAUGAAAAGAGACAGGAAGAAAAUGUCAACACUGAAGGCAGACCUGGGUUGUGCUUGCUCUAAGCUCUUCACCGGAGGUGGGGGAGGGGUCAGGCUCCCUGAGAUUGCUGGCUGUGGCAUAUUUCCUGUCAGCCUCCUCCCUCAGCAGCUGACCUGUGUGAUGGUAAGUGUGGUCCUGUUGACCUGCUGAGCUUGCAUUGCGGCCUGGGCCCUGGCCUUCACCACAUGGGAGCAGAGAAGGGGCCCAAGGGACCCAAAAUCUCCCCGGUAGGCAUCCUGAUUGUCGGGUGGAGGGCGAAGCUUCGCCAGGACCGGGGCACAGUGUUUCUGCAGAGAAGGCAAAGUGAGGGCUGGUACUGUGCGGCACACGUGAGACAGGACAGGAGCUCCCCACUGCCCGCUAGAGCCGGGCCACAGUGAACAGCUGCCACCUUCCAUAAGGACCACAUCUGAGCCGGCUGUGGGGGUUCAGGCCUGUAGUCCCAGAACUCGUGCUAAAGCAGGAGGAUCACUGAGUUCCGAGCGAGCCAGAGUACAAAGAGGACUUAGGGCGAGCAUGGGUAGAUGAAUGUCUCAAAAAAAAAAAAAAAAAAAAAAAGAGGGCCAAGGGGAAUACAGCUUAGUGGUACAGUGCUUUGAAAACAUGCAUGUGGCCCUAGGUUCAGCUCCCAGCAGUACACACAAAAGGGAGUGGGGGACUAGAGGUGGCUCACACGUUUAGAUAAAGCACAAUCACCUAGAACUCCAGUCCCGGGAGAUUUGUCAUCCUCCUCUGGCUUUUGUGGGCACCUGUACACACGGUAUACAUUCACACAAACAUACAAAAAGUCUUUUAAAAAUAAAAGGGAAUGAUUUCGGUGGGUGUGGUGGUGCAUUGCUGUAAUCUCAGUACUCAAGAAAGCAGAGGUAGCAGGACUGCCACGGGCCCAGCAUGGUCUACCUCACAGGUGCCGGACUAGCCCAGGCAAGACUCCAUCUAUGAGUCGACAAGUGACAGACUCCUGUACAGACUGGCUGGCGUGGACAGGAUCUGCUGUUAUCUAGUGAUGACACAUGGGGUGCUCAUGUGCCUUGUGUAGGGUGAGACAGGAGUGAUGUGAGGACAGUGCGGUCCAGAGGUUAGUGACUGUUAGGCCUCUCGCUUCUGUUUGUGCCUAACUUUCCAUGUGCACAAUGCUGACGUCUGAAAAGUAAAAGUUAAGAUGUGCCUCGUGCUUGCUAAA